AUGUCAUCCUACACCCCACAGACAGAUCUGUCGCUUGAACGAUCUCGACUCGAUGGAAUGGUCGUAGGUGGUGUAUCCUACGGCGUAUUCUUUCUCCUCACAGUACAAACCUGGAUCGCUCUCGUACAGCGGUCUCGAUAUGGAGAUAAAACUGUGGGCCAUCGUCGCGCGCUUAUUUUGUACAUCUUCAUCACGUUCGUGUUGCGGACGGUAGCCUUUGCUGCGAACGCGAAAUAUACGGAGAUGAUUUGGAUAGACCUUCGUGAUGCACCUGGUGGCCCGGUCGCUCUAAUUGUGAAUGAAAUGGAUUAUCGUAUCAACGUUUUGGCGAUUUCUUGGCAAGAAUUUUUGCUUAUAUAUCUCCAGACUAGUGUUGACGCUUUGUCUCGUCUACUUCACCGAUGUUUCGUGAUAUGGAAUUGGGCAAGACGCGUGACGAUCCCGAUGAUCACACUCUAUAUUGCGAUGAUCGCACUGUCUAUUUGCGGACUGAUUCAGGCGAGCAACGGUGCCGUACUUUAUAAAAUCAACGUCAUACUUGUCUACCUUUGCUUCCAUGUGGGGCUCACUGUGAUUUAUACCAUCCUCGUGGUUAAUCGUCUGCUUUCCAUGCGAAGCCAGAUGAAGCGUGUCGUGGCCGAAUAUGAUUCUAGCACCUAUGACACUGUCGUCCUCAUGGUCAUCGAGUCCGCCUUGUUAUAUUCUGUCUUCGCUAUGAUUUUCAUAGUUGCCUUUGCUCUGCAUUGGAACGAUGUCUCCACCGUAUGCUUCUUGUCUAUUAGCUCAAUACAGGGUAUUGCUCAAUUAUUCAUCAUCCUUCGCGUCGCACGGGGUCAGGCAGUUACACACGAAUGGUCGAGCCGCGCUGCUGCACCUACGACUGUAGUAUUUGCAGAGACUAUAUCAGCGCAUUCAAAUGGUGAACAGAUAAAUAGGCCACAGCAGGACCUUGUUCAGACAUAUUCUACUUCCGCGAAGGCAGCGGGAGUAGACGCGUGUAUAGCAUAAAAUGAUGUGACGUUGUUUAACUUUAUAUGUACUUGGUUGAAACCUGAAUGUGAUUUUCGCGCUACAGCCUGUUUAAGGUAUUUGUAUGAAGCAGGGAUGGGGCUGUGACAGACUAUUGCGCGGUGUCAUGACGAAAGGUCAAAGGAGACUGUUCUUAGCUCUCAGAUUAAAAUCUAGAGGUACUGUACAUAUACCAAAGGCUAUGGGAAUUUGAAAGAGCUUAUCACUUACGUGAAAGGGUCGCUCAUACCCGCUAUCGCUCAGCAUGCCGCAACCUGUCGCAGCCUGUCAUAGAAGCCUGGCUCCCUGGUGGACCCUGGUGGAAACUCUUUUCCGGGCUUUCCAUAUAACUACCACUUCCUCACUCAUCUUUCACUAUCCUCUUGGUUGCCUCCACCACUUGCCAGUAGAUAGGCAGCCUCG
This is a messenger RNA of Suillus paluster, 1431 nucleotides long. RefSeq lists its product as uncharacterized. The record is from RefSeq and is a predicted model, not a curated record. Bases 1 to 1008 code for a protein of 335 amino acids. Lineage: Eukaryota; Fungi; Basidiomycota; Agaricomycetes; Boletales; Suillaceae. The transcript has 5 exons.